Molecule: messenger RNA, 2469 nt
Organism: Monosiga brevicollis MX1
Lineage: Eukaryota; Choanoflagellata; Craspedida; Salpingoecidae
Exons: 2
Coding region: 1-2469 (822 amino acids)
Biological process (GO): peptidyl-arginine methylation
Cellular component (GO): nucleus
Molecular function (GO): protein-arginine N-methyltransferase activity
Source: RefSeq, a predicted model, not a curated record
AUGGCCGCUCCGUCGGAGACUAGUGGUCGUGCUGCUGCUGCUGCUGCUGCUGCUGCUGCUGCUGCGAAGGGAGGUUCGGGCUCAAAGGCCGUUUUGGCCUCAGCCCGUGCGGCGCUCUUGGCUCACCAGGCUGAGCGGGCAGCCCAGCUCUUUCUCACGUACAUUGGUCAGGUGCCUACCGCAAUUCAGGAACCUGAUCUUGCUCUGGAGGCUGCCACUGCCGUGCGUACGUACGCCUGGGAGCUCUUGGACACAGAUCGAGCCGCUAGUGCAUGCUGGAUAUACGACAAUGCGCUGCGCAUGCUGCCCGUUCCCGCUGCUGUCUGUGAUGCUGCACACGUGUACAUGGCCGCGGCACGUCCGCGCGCCGCCUUUGCUGCCCUGCACGCAGCACUGCAUCGACCAGCCACCCGAGCUGAGCGCCAUCAACUCGAAGCCACGCUUGAUUAUCUGCGCUCUCGGGCGAUUGACCGCUGGCACUUUCCCAUGGUAAACGAUACCCUGCGGAACCGGCGAUAUCAGCAGGCCAUUCGCCGGGCCAUUGAGCGCUUCAGAGCACAUUACGGCCGUGCACCCGUCGUCUUAGACAUUGGUGCUGGUACAGGCUUGUUGAGUCUCUAUGCCUCUGUUGCUGGCGCGCAGCACGUCUUUGCGUGCGAAAUGAACGUCCUUCUUGCCGAUGUGGCUCGCCAGUGUGUCGCUCGCCACCAACGCUCCCACUGUAUCACCGUUCUUGAAUGCCACUCAACUACGCUGCAACGAGGCAUGCCCGUGCCGCUUUCAGCGUUGCCGCAGCAAGCCACCGCUGCACCGCACUCCCAGACACUGAUCCCUGCUUCGGGCUUUGAUCUCAUUCUCACCGAGCUGAUGGAUGCUGGCCUGCUCGGCGAGCAGAUAGUACCCGUGCUCGACCAUGCACGGAAUCAUCUUGCGGCCCCGGGCUGUAUGUUCAUCCCCGAAGCGGCCUGCUUGGGCUUGACUCUUGUGCAUGAUCCUGUCACCAGCCGGCGUUGCCAUGCACCGCCCCUACCGGCGCCCACCGCUAUUGUCCCCACCCUUGCGGACAGCUACUCGUGCGUGCGUUGGGACUGGUUCGAGAGUCCCCACGUCCGACACGACUGCUCUUUUAUCUGGCCUGAUUAUGAACUUGAUUUAACACGAGUGCAACCCCGGAUAGACUUGCGCGUGACUCUUCCCACCACUCACUUGGACGGCGAUUCACGUGCCUACUUUGUUGCCCUAACUUGGCAAGUGCGGCUGUGCGGCGCUGCCGGCGACAAGCCGGCACUUUGGCUGGCAGCGAGCCCCCACCCCCUCCCAGGUGCACCACACGAGGCAUCACCUUCACUUUGCUGGGACGUGGCCUACUAUCCACUAGUACCUUCAGGGUCCCGACUUGCUCCUCAGGACGCGCAUACCAGCUCAACACCGAGCGCGCCACACACAAAUUCGAGCCAGGGUGCGCCCAUCGAGCUAGACGUGGCCAUUCUGCCCAGUCAAGUUGCAAUCAAUUGGCGCAUCUCCCAGCAAGCAGCACGCCCACUGGCUGCCACCCCACAAAUACCCAUGGGUGAACAUGAUCUGCUCGCUCUCAACGAUCAAGCUUACCAAGACUGGAUGAGCCGUGACGUGCAGCGUGCUUUGAUACGGGCAUCAGGUGAUGCGCCGCCCCCCGGCCUUUUGGCAAGCCAACUCGCAGAGAGAACUGUCGUUUUAGCUGUGGCCAUUGUCUGGGAUGGGCAAAGCACCUGGCCACUCCACGCUCGCCAACAGUGGCUCUCUCAGCGGCCCGCGCACGCCCACGUUGUUUGGCACCUGCUGCCUUUGGCUGAGACCGAGGUGGGGAUGUGCGUUAUUGCCGCCAGCGAAGCCUGGGCUGACUUUCAUGUCCACGCACCAAGCACUGCCGCUUCGGCGGGAACUCUUGAUGUAGCAUGGGAUCUCGUGGCUGCCGAUGUGUGGGAAUUGUCUGGCCAGGUACGCACUGAAGCCUUGCACCUGGUACAGCAGCUGCAAGCCAUGUGUCCCCGGGUCGCCGUAGUCCCGGCAGCAGUUCAUCUGGAUCUGCAGCCCGUGCCUCGAGCUGUGUGGGCUCACUGGAACGAGGUGCGCUUGGAGGAGGCAGAACUGCUGGACGUGCGGCAGCUCAAUGCUUACGGACUGCCCGAGGUUGCAGAUGAGGCGCCGGCACUGUUGUGGCGAGCUGCGCACCACACCUGCACGCUCGCUCUCAGUGAGGCAGCGACGCGCUCGCCACCAGAGUGGUGCUUCACCUUGCCGCCAGCUCUCCAGUUGGAUGGACAAGCCUUGGCUUAUCAGCUGCGUUUGGCCUCUGCGGCAGGCGAGCCAGACUUGAAUCCGGCCGAGACGCUGCGACGCCUGGCCGUGUUGAGAGUGCCCAGUGCUGCGCGUGGCCUUGCCUUGUAUGUUCGACCAAUAGCCGGCUUGACCAUCGAGGCUCAGCCUUAG